AUGCUCGGCUUCCGCAGCCUCGGCGACGACGAGGAGAUCGACUUCGAGUGCAAGGUGUCUGACAAGGGCCUGGAGGCGACUCUGGUCCAGGGCGUGGACGGCAACGACUGCCACGGCUCCCACCGCCGCCCCAUGUCCAAGAAGAAGUUCCGCCGCCUCCGGUGCUACAACUGCGGCGAGUUCGCCAACCACAUCGCCAGCAAGUGCACCCUGGGCCCGCAGCCCAAAAAGUGCCACAACUGCAAGGGAGAGGACCACCUCAUCGCCGACUGUCCCCAGCGCCGCUCCGACGACAGCCGCUCCAAGUCCGUCAGCUCGGACUCGUCAUCGACGGCGGCGGCACCGUCAUCGUCAUCGCAAUCUGCCGUGUCUGCUGCCACCACCACGACCGCCGCCACCAACACCACCACUGACGCACCGAAGCAGAAUGAAAAGGCCGCCUGA
Molecule: messenger RNA, 444 nt
Organism: Notodromas monacha
Lineage: Eukaryota; Metazoa; Arthropoda; Ostracoda; Podocopida; Cyprididae
Source: the annotation of a GenBank genome assembly